AUGGUAUUUUUGGGGGUGGCUCCACAGUCGUUCUCUACUCCAAGCUGGCAGAUUGAGAAACAGUAUUCGACCAGAGUGCUCACUGGAAACUGGCUGGAAGAGAGGGGGAAGUUCAUCAAAGCCACUGAGAAGACACCCCAGAGCCUUUAUAGAAAGGAGUACGUCCCCUUCCCCGGCCACAAGCCUGAUCGGAUCUCCAGGUGGUAUAGGGAGAGGAAAAAUGAGGGGAUCCCGUACAAACACCUGAUCACCCACCACCAGGAGCCCUCCCACCGCUACCUGAUCAGCUCUUAUGACGACCAUUACAACAGGCAUAAUUACAAUCCGGCCUUGCCCGCUCUCCGCACCUGGAGUAGACAGAAGUUGCUGUGGCUUCCAGAGAAGGUCGACUUCCCCCUUCUUGCUCCGCCCACAAACUAUGGACUCUAUGAGCGUCUGAAGCAGCAGUGGAUGCUCCCCAAGACUGGCUGGAGGGAGAGCGUCUACACUUCCUCCUACCCCAGACUGCCCUUGAGCGCUAUGUCCAGGCGGGAGCAUGCCAUCCCCGUGCCUCCCCCUCGCCUGAAGCCACACUUCUGA
Messenger RNA from Marmota flaviventris (yellow-bellied marmot), 579 nucleotides. RefSeq names its product cilia and flagella associated protein 107 (gene Cfap107). Lineage: Eukaryota; Metazoa; Chordata; Mammalia; Rodentia; Sciuridae. The record is from RefSeq and is a predicted model, not a curated record. Gene Ontology annotation, cellular component: axonemal microtubule. Gene Ontology annotation, biological process: flagellated sperm motility.